AUGGAAGGCUAUUCUUGUUCUAAUGAUGGAGAUACAUGUGAAUAUAUCAUGGAUUAUGGUCGUGGAACAAAGACAAAAGGAUAUCUUUGUAUGGAUACUCUUACAUUAGAUUUCACCUCUGGCUCUGUUGUCUCAUUUUCUAAAAUCAUAAUAGGUUGUGGACACACCAAUACAAUGACGUUUGAAGGUCAAAGUUCAGGUAUAAUCAGCCUUGGACCGGGGAAUAUGUCAAUGGUAAAUCAAUUAGGAUCUUUAAUUGAUGGAAAAUUUUCAUAUUGUUUAGUCGUCAAUGAUUAUUAUAGAAAGUUUAGUUUAUCUAGCAAACUCAAUUUUGGACAUGUUGCUGUUGUUUCUGGUGAUAAUGUUGUUUCAACUCCUUUCGAUAAAAAACAACACAGUUACUUUCUAAGCCUGAAAGCAUUUAGUGUGGGAAAUAAAAGAAUAAAAUUUGAAGGGUUUAAAGGAGUAAAUUCUUCUUAUAACAUCCUGUUAGACUCUAGUACACCUCUUACUCUUUUACCAAAAGAUUAUUAUUAUUAUUAUAGGCUAGAAUCAACUGUUAUAAAAGCGGUAGAAUUAGAGCGUUUUCAAGAUCCUGCUGGUUCAUACAGGCUUUGUUAUAAUACCACAUCCUCUCAACAUCUAAAAUUUCCUGAAAUUACUGCACAUUUUAUUGGUGCAGAUGUUAAGUUAGAUGUUAGUAGCGCUUUUGAGUUGCUAUACAAGGGGAUACAAUGUUUUGCUUUUUUUCCAUUUAAAAAUGGAUUUGGCAUCUUUGGAAACGCGGCACAAGUGAACUAUUUGGUUGGUUAUGAUCUCAAAAAGAAUAUUGUCUCAUUCAAACCUACUAAUUGCUUCUCCGAUAAUCUUCGGGUGGUUGCUCUUUUAUCAGGCUUCUCCGACAAAUUAGCCGCUACUGAACAUUCUGUGUUUGAAACCGAUUUUUCAUCUUUGUUGAUUUUGUGUUGUUUUGGCGAUGAUGUUCUUCUACAUUAUCGGUUUCACUGUUUCGGUUUGAAGGACCAAAAAUGGUCGCGUUUGCUUGUUGGUUUCAAUAGUUCACUGGAUUGUGCCCGGGAUGUGUAUUUGAACUGA
Vicia villosa (hairy vetch) is the source of this 1095-nucleotide messenger RNA. RefSeq names its product aspartic proteinase CDR1-like. Lineage: Eukaryota; Viridiplantae; Streptophyta; Magnoliopsida; Fabales; Fabaceae. The record is from RefSeq and is a predicted model, not a curated record. Gene Ontology annotation, cellular component: extracellular region. The coding region runs from base 1 to 1095 and encodes 364 amino acids. The transcript is spliced from 4 exons.